CGGUUAAUUUUAGUUCAAUACUCUUAACACGGGUUCAGAUCGAUGAAGUCUCGUUCCGCUCAAAGAGAACUGCGAAUUCCUCCCUGUUAAUAUCCGUCAAUCACCAGCUCGCCUGGUGCCGAGUUUAAGGCUUUGGUAAAAAUGCGAAAACGAGGGGAAUCCUGCCGUCACGAGUAGCUCCGUAAUCAAGUAACUUGUACCCCUGUCACCGCCCACGUCCUUGGAACCUGGCUUCGCCGACUUAAAAGUCGUAAAAAAAGACUCCGUUAAAAUCUGCCCGCGUGUACCGUGUUUCCAGGGUGACUCUAGCCAGGGUUGAAACGCAUUUCGUGUUCGUAAUUUACGGUGUUUCGUGCAAGGUAAGACCCCGAUGACCCAACGCUCCCCGAUUUCAGACGCCUCUUCCCUUUUAACAUUUUUUUAUAUCUUCAAGAAAAAGGCCAUUGUGGAGGAAAGGAAAUGUUAUGUAAUUUAAAAGUCAAGAGGGGGUUUCUCCAAAAGUGGACGAGGGACCCGCCAGAUGAUCACUUUGGAAGCCGCUUCCGGAUACCCUCUGGAUCUGGUCUUGUAAAACCCGAAGAGGCUGCCUCCCAGGAGAGCAGGCAGUUUGACCAGGAUGAAGUCAGGCUUCGCCACUCCCAUGGUUUUAGGAAGGCCAGCCCCUUCCCUAUCCAGUUCCCUUCCCGACGCCUUGCAGAGAAGACCUCCACGACUCUCCUCCAGUUACGUCCUGAACGAAUCCCAGGCCCGCCAAAGCACGCCCUCGACCCAAGGCUCUGCUUCGACCAGCGCUGCAGGCGUGGGGAUCCCUCAGCCGCCUCCGGGGAUGAGCUUUUACGCGGCUAAGCGGGUUAUCGGAGAUAGUCCGUGGACGCCUGAGCAGCUGGAGCAGUGCAAAUUGGGCAUAGUGAAAUUCAUAGAAGCCGAGCAGGUGCCCGAACUCGAAGCCGUCAUACACCUAGUCAUCGCCUCCAGCGACACGCGGCACAGCGUGGCCACGGCUGCGGACUUGGAGCUGAAAAGCAAACAGAGCGUGAUCGACUGGAAUAAUCCUGCAAUCGUUAACAAGAUGUACAAAGUGUACCUGGGGGAUAUACCACUAAAGACGAAGGAGGGCGCCAUCCUGAAACCGGAGUUGAAGCGGGAUCCGGUCAGCACCCGGGUCAAAUUAAAGAUCGUUCCUCACCUUCUGCGUUCCAGGCAAGCGGCCGAAACCUUUCCGGCUAACAUUCAGGUGGUGUAUGACGGCCUCUUCGGUGUAAAUACAAACGCAAAACUGAGGACGCUGUCCCUGCAGUUUGUGCACCAGAUGUGUAUAGUAUGUCCAGACGUGAAGAUUAAGCCACUGGGGCCGAUGCUUUUAAAUGGCCUCACCAAACUGAUUAACGAGUAUAAAGAGGACCCUAAACUACUGUCGAUGGCAUAUUCCGCUGUUGGAAAGCUGUCCAGCCGAAUGCCUCAUUUGUUUACCAAGGACAUAGCCCUUGUCCAGCAGUUCUUUGAUGCUUUAUGUAAGGAAGAGCCUGACACCCGCCUGGCUAUUCAGGAAGCUUUGUCUAUGAUGGUCGGGGCCUAUAGCUCUCUGGAAGGAGCCCAGCGAACCUUGAUGGAGGCCUUGGUGGCUUCAAAGCUAAUAAAGCCCGAAGUCCAAGUUCGCCAGGUGGCCGUGAAAUUUGCCAGCACGGUGUUCCCCCCGGAUCACAUACCUUCCAGAUACUUGCUGCUGCUGGCCGCGGGAGACCCACGCGAAGAAGUUCACGGAGAAGCCCAGCGCGUCCUGAGAACGCUUCCCGGAAAAAACGAAAAGGAGAGCGCCUCGAAGCAGAUGCCCUCCUUCCCAGAAAUGGUGCAAUAUAUUCAGGAGAAGGCUUCGCAUCGAAUGAAGACUCCUGCCAAGUAUAUGACCGGAACGGCAGUUCUCCCUUUCAAUCCCGCUACAUUCGGAGAGAUAGUCCUGUACUUGCGAAUGUGCCUUGCCCACAGCGCUGGGGUGACGCCCACCUCCCAGAGCCUGCAGCACAUGCAAGAUAACGCCCCGGCCAUCGGCCGUUACGUUCGAACCUUGAUGGCCGCCAACCUCAUCACGGCCACUUCGACUUCUGCCGCCAAAGGCGGGGAGACCAACCCCGUGCAGAUCUACAUCGCCUUGCUCCAGCAGCUGCUGGCCGGGGUCGGAGGUUUGCCCGUCAUGUACUGCCUUUUGGAGGCCGUGUCCGUCUAUCCGGAAAAAUUAGCCGUCAAGUUCGUCGAUAAAACAGACUGGAUAAAGGGCCUGAUGAAUACGAACAAGGAGGAGAUGCGGGAGCUGGCCGCCCUCUUUUAUUCCGUAAUAGCGUCGACGAUGUCCGGAAGUGAGUUGAAGGCCACCAUCCAGAGCCUCAUAAAGUCCACGAAGGACAGCCACAGCCUGGAGAUCCAGCAUGGCUCUUUGCUGGCCUUGGGAUUCACCGUGGGACGCUAUCUGGCGAAAAAGAAAACCGGAACGGUGGCGCCCCAGGAUUUAGAGGAGACAAACGCCGCUUUUCUGCCCGACCAAGAGCAGCUCAUCCAGAGCACCACGGAAACGAUAGGUUCCUUUUUGGACAGUGCCACUCCUCUCCUGGUCGUCGCCGCUUGCACGGCCCUCGGGGAGAUUGGGCGGAACGGCCCGCUUCCCAUCCCCAGCGAAGGCUCCGGUUUUACCAAACUGCAUCUCGUGGAGAGUCUGCUGACCAGAAUACCCUCGAGCAAGGAAACGAAUAAGAUGAAAGAACGAGCCAUUCAAACCCUGGGCUACUUUCCCGUUGGCGAUGGAGAUUUUCCCCAUCAGAAGCUCCUCUUACAAGGACUGAUGGAUUCAGUGGAGGCCAAACAAAUUGAACUCCAGUUCACCGUCGGCGAAGCCCUCACCAAUGCCGCAGUGGGGACCAGUUCCGUGGCGGCCCGCGAUGCCUGGCUGGUGACCGAAGAAGAAUAUACUCCUCCCGUAGAGUCGAAAGUAAAUGAUGUGGUGCCCUGGGUUCUGGACAUCGUUUUAAAUAAGUACAUCGUCAGCCCCAACCCCCACGUGCGACAGGCUGCCUGCAUCUGGCUCCUUUCCCUGGUGAAGAAGCUGAGUUCCCAUAAAGAGAUCAAGUCUCAUCUAAAGGAGAUCCAAGGAGCGUUUGUUUCGAUUCUGUCAGAUAACGAUGAGCUUAGUCAAGAUGUUGCCUCAAAAGGCCUCGGAUUGGUGUACGAACUAGGUAAUGAAAAAGAUCAGCAGGAGCUGGUGGCCACCCUCGUGGAUACACUUAUGACCGGAAAAAGGGCUAAGCACGAAGUUUCUGGAGAGACCGUGGUCUUUCAGGGAAUGUCCCUCGGCCAAGCACCGGAUGGCCAGGGACUCUCUACGUACAAGGAGCUUUGUUCCCUGGCAAGUGAUCUCAGUCAGCCGGACUUGGUGUACAAAUUCAUGAACCUGGCCAACCACCAUGCCAUGUGGAAUUCUCGGAAGGGGGCCGCUUUUGGAUUUAAUGUGAUCGCCACCAAAGCCGGAGAGCAGCUGGCCCCGUUCCUGCCUCAGUUGAUCCCUCGCCUUUACCGCUACCAGUUUGAUCCCAAUCUCGGCAUCCGGCAAGCGAUGACCAGCAUCUGGAACGCGCUGGUCACCGAGAAAUCUGCCGUGGACAAAUAUCUGAAAGAGAUCCUGCAAGACCUGCUUAGUAACCUGACUAGCAAUAUCUGGAGGAUUCGGGAGUCAAGCUGUUUAGCCUUGAAUGAUUUACUGAGGGGAAGACCAAUCGAUGACAUUAUCGACAGACUUCCGGAAAUAUGGGAAACCCUCUUCAGAGUGCAAGAUGAUAUUAAGGAAUCGGUACGAAAAGCCGCCGAGUUAGCCCUGAAAACGUUAAGCAAGGUGUGUGUGAAAAUGUGCGACCCCUCCAAAGGAGCAGCGGGCCAGAAGACCGUUGCCGUCCUCCUCCCGUGCCUCCUGGACAAAGGAAUGAUGAGCACCGUGGCUGAAGUUCGGGCUCUCAGCAUCAAUACCCUGGUGAAGAUCAGCAAAAGUGCCGGAGCGUUGCUGAAACCCCAUGCCCCGAAACUCAUCCCGGCUUUAUUGGAAUCACUGAGCGUCCUGGAGCCCCAGGUGCUCAAUUACCUGAGCCUCCGUGCAACCGACCAGGAGAAGACCGCGAUGGAGAGUGCCCGGCUCAGCGCUGCGAAAUCGUCUCCCAUGAUGGAAACGAUUAACAUGUGUCUACAGUAUCUCGACGUGUCUGUCCUGGGCGAGCUGGUUCCCAGGCUGUGUGAGCUGAUCAAGAGCGGAGUCGGUCUCGGGACGAAGGGAGGCUGUGCUAGUGUGAUUGUGUCGCUAACCACUCAGUGUCCCCAGGAUUUAGCACCAUAUUCAGGUAAACUUAUGAGCGCCCUGCUCAGUGGACUGACGGACAGGAGCAGCGUGGUACAAAAAUCCUUUGCGUUCGCUCUGGGACACUUAGUACGGACGGCCCGGGACGCUAGCGUCGAGAAGCUGCUGCAGAAACUCAAUAACUGGUACAUGGAGAAGGAAGAACAAAUCUACAGGACGUCUUGUGCUCUGACCGUCCACGCCAUCGGGCGCUACAGUCCCGACGUCCUGAAGAACCACGCCAGCGACGUCCUGCCCCUGGCCUUCCUGGGCAUGCACGAGAUUUCCGACGAGGAGAAAGGCGAGAAGGAUGAUUCCGGUUUGUGGACGGAAGUUUGGCAGGAAAACGUGCCCGGGACUUUUGGCGGCAUUAGGUUGUACAUGCAGGAAUUGAUUUCCAUCACCCAGAGGGCCCUGCAGUCGCCGUCUUGGAAAAUGAAAGCCCAGGGAGCGACCGCCAUGGCGUCGAUCGCCAGACAGACCAGUUCCUUGGUACCGCCGUACCUCGGGAUGAUCCUGGCCGCCCUGCUGCAGGGCCUGGCCGGAAGAACGUGGACGGGCAAGGAAGAACUGUUGAAGGCCAUCGCUUGCGUCGUGUCCGCCUGCAGCGCGGAACUGGAGAAGUCGGUGCCGGAUCAGCCCAGCGUGAAUGACAUCGUCCAGUCGGUGCUGAAAGAGUGUCGCAAAGAAAACGUCAAGUACAAAAUCGUGGCCAUCAACUGCAUAGCUGACAUCCUGAAGGUGACCAAAGAGGACCGGUUUCAAGAGUUGGCGGACAUCGUUUUCCCGAUCAUUAAGAAGCAUUCGCUCGAGAGCGCCGGCCUCCGUCCGUCGAAGAAGGAGGAGGAGGAGGAGGAAGGCGAGAAAGAGAAGGAGCUGCACACGGAGUCGCUGCUGUGUGCUUUUGAGAGUGUCGGGAAGGCCUGGCCCAGGACCGGAGACACCCAGCGCUGCUACCAUCAGGAGCUGUGUAAGCUGAUGUGUGAACGCCUGAAACUCAGCACGUGGAAAAUCCAGCUGGGCGUGCUGCAGUCCAUGAACGCCUACUUCCAGGGAUUGAUGCUCUUUGAAAAGGAAUACGCGGACCCCGCGAUGUUGACUGAAAUACUGUUGGAGACUUGCUCGUCCAUCACCUAUUCUUUAGAGAAUAAAAACUACACCUCCAUCAGAACGGAAGCUUUGUCCGUGGUAGAAUUAGUGCUCAAAAAACUCAAAGAGUCCGAACAGUGGGAAUGUUUGCCGCCCGAAAGCAGAAACCUCCUCAUCGGAUCGCUGACGACCAUGGAGGCGGACAGCAGGCCCGAGCUGCGGGAGAAGGCGGCGGCGUUGAAGAAAGCGCUUGAGAAUCCGAAGUGAAGAGGGGCGAAGGAGGAAACGGCCGGAAAAAAUAAAAGAAACCAAUAACCAAGUGCCAUGUAAAACAAAACAAAAAAAAAGGCGGUGUACUCUGAAAACCAAGUGGGGAAAAUGAAGAUUAAUCUGUAGCAUGCGUCUUUCCUUGGUCAAAAUAAAACGAAAACUGCCUUAAA
Molecule: messenger RNA, 5895 nt
Organism: Tachyglossus aculeatus (Australian echidna)
Lineage: Eukaryota; Metazoa; Chordata; Mammalia; Monotremata; Tachyglossidae
Gene: ECPAS
Product: Ecm29 proteasome adaptor and scaffold
Exons: 45
Coding region: 617-5722 (1701 amino acids)
Biological process (GO): proteasome assembly
Cellular component (GO): nucleus; cytoplasm
Molecular function (GO): molecular adaptor activity
Source: RefSeq, a predicted model, not a curated record